AGACGCACCUGACAAGCCGGAAGUCGGUUGUCGGUUGACUCCUCGCGCACUGAGCUCAUCUCGUCUGCUGCUGUGAGACAUGGAGGCUGUGUUUCUCAUGUUUCUCAUGUUUCUCAUGUUUCUCAGCCACUACUGACAGCGGCACAGCUGAGAGUCCACUUCUAACAAGCAACACAACUUACAGCCCUCUUCAUAUCGAGCUGCCAGGUCAGGCGUGAACAUGGAGUCUAUGCUGAACAAGCUAAAAAGCACCGUCACCAAGGUGACGGCGGAUGUCACCAGCGCUGUCAUGGGCAACCCGGUGACACGGGAGUUUGAGGUUGGACGACAUAUUGCCAGCGGGGGUCCUGGCUUGUGCUGGAGGAUCUACAAUGGAACCAAGAAGUCCACCAAACAGGAAGUAGCAGUGUUUGUGUUUGAUAAGAAGAUGAUUGAUAAGUAUCAGAAAUUUGAGAAGGACCAAAUCGUUGAUUCGCUGAAAAAAGGGGUGCAACAGCUGACCAGACUGCGUCACCCGCGUCUCCUGACUGUGCAGCAUCCUCUGGAAGAGUCACGAGACUGCUUGGCGUUCUGUACAGAGCCGGUAUUUGCCAGUCUGUCCAACGUGCUGGGCCAGUGGGAGAACCUGCCUAGCCCCGUGCCCAGCGACAUCAAGGAGUACAAACUCUAUGAUGUGGAGACCAAGUAUGGCUUGCUACAGAUCUCGGAGGGUCUGUCCUUUCUCCACAGUGGGGUGAAAAUGGUCCACGGCAACUUGUCUCCAGAGAACAUCAUCCUCAACAAGAGCGGAGCCUGGAAGAUCAUGGGCUUCGACUUCAGCAUCUCCUCCACCAACCCCUCAGAUACCGAGCUUAAGUACACGUGUAAAGAGUGGGAGCCCAACCUCCCUCCGCUCUGCCUCCCCAACCCUGAGUACCUCGCCCCCGAGUACAUCCUGUCCGUCAGCUGUGACGCCGCCUCCGACAUGUACUCGCUGGGCGUGGUCAUGCACGCCGUCUUCAAUGAGGGCAAGCCUGUUUUCAAAGUCAACAAGCACGACAUAUUUAAGAGCUUCAGCAGGCAACUGGAUCAGCUGAGCAGCAUCAGUCCAGCAGUGUUGAACAAGAUCCCAGAGGAGGUUCGGGAACAUGUCAAAAUGCUGCUCAGCGUCACACCCAACGUCCGACCGGAUGCGGACCAGAUGACCAAGAUUCCGUUUUUUGACGACGUGGGCGCUGUGACCCUGCAGUACUUUGACUCCCUCUUCCAGAGGGACAACCUGCAGAAGUCCCAGUUCUACAAAGGCCUCCCCAAAGUCCUGCCCAAACUACCAAAGAGAGUGGUGGUGUAUCGAAUCUUACCCGCACUGACCUCUGAGUUUGUCAACCCGGACAUGGUUCCCUUCGUGCUGCCCAACGUGCUGCUGAUCGCAGAGGAGUGCACCAAGGAGGAGUACGUUCGCCUCAUCAUGCCGGACCUCACGCCUGUUUUCAAGCAGCAAGAGCCCAUUCAGGCUAGUAAUAUGAUCCUGCUGAUAUUCCUGCAGAAGAUGGACCUACUGUUGACUAAGACGCCCCCAGAGGAGAUUAAGAACAGCGUGCUGCCUAUGGUCCACAGAGCUCUGGAAGCUCCUUCUGUACAGAUCCAGGAGCUGUGCCUGAACAUCAUCCCGACGUUUGCCAACCUGAUUGACUACCCGUCCAUGAAGAACGCGCUCAUCCCUCGAAUCAAAUCAGCCUGUCUACAGACCUCUUCACUCGCUGUACGCGUGAACUCUCUGGUGUGUCUGGGGAAGAUUUUGGAGUAUCUCGACAAGUGGUACGUCAUUGAUGAGAUCCUGCCCUUCCUACAGCAGAUCCCCUCCAGAGAACCAGCAGUACUCAUGGGCAUUCUAGGAAUCUAUAAGUGCACCUUCAGCCACAAGAAGUUGGGCAUCCCCAAAGAGCACCUUGCCACCAAGAUCCUUCCUCACCUGGUCUCUCUUAGUAUAGACAACAACCUCAACCUUAACCAGUUUAACUCGUUCAUGGCGGUGAUACGGGACAUGCUGACUCGCAUGGAGAACGAACACAAGACCAAGUUGGAGCAGCUGCACAUCAUGCAGGAGCAGCAGAGGAGUUUAAACAUCACAAACCCAGGGAGCCAAUCAGAGAAGACUAAGAGCCCACCUGGCAGUGGCAACCAGAUUGAUGAUAUCUUUGGCAGCUCAGGGGUUAAUGGAAAAGAGAAUGGAUCAUCAUCAGCAGCAGCAGCAGCCCCACAGCCUAAUAGAAUGUCUCUGACUCUGGAGGAGAAGCAGCGAUUGGCUAAGGAGCAGGAGCAGGCAGCCAAACUGAGGAACCAGCAGCCGUUGGCGCCGCAGAGCAUCAAACCAGCCAACGCCACCAACGCAAAGACUAAGGAUCUGACAAGCAGCCUGCUCAACAGCAUGACAACCCUAAACAGCAUGUCGUUGGCCAACGCAGCGCGACCAGCCCCAGUGCAGGGCGCCACCAUGUCUGCCUUCCCCUCCUCCAGCCCCAUGGUGGGCUCCAUGGGCGCCCCGGUCUCCAACGGCUUCAACUCACCCAUGGGCUUCCAGACGGGAGGCAUGGGGAUGGGCAUGCGGCCCGCAGGCCCCGGCCUCUACGGCGGCAUGGCCACCACCACCAGCACCCCAAACUUCGGAGCCCUCACGCAGACUCAAGGACACAUCGGGCAGACGAAUAAAGCCCCCGACUUGUCGGCCUUGGACAGUCUUUUUACACCCAACCAGCCCAAAGUCACCCUCAACCAAAUGGGUCCAAAGGCGACGCCCGGCGCCAACAGCCCUUGGCUCAAUCAAUACGGCGCAGCCCAGAACGCUCAGACUCAGAUGCAGGGUGCACCGGUGGCGAUGGGAGGAGCGCCCAGCGGCUUCGGGAUGCAAGCGAACCCUUUUUUCAACCCGCAGAACUUUUCUCAACCUGCUGCUGCACCUAGCAUGAACCAAAGUGGAAUUAAACAUAGCGCAUCUGUCAACAAUGAUCUGAAAGACUUAUUCGGCUAAAUUAAAAAAAAAAAAAAAAAAAAAGUUCAAGUAUAUUCUUUUAAUAACUUUGGACAGAAGAGCCUUGAAUUCUCACAGAACAAGACGCUGAUUGAAUGUGACUAUUUCAAAAACCUCUCAAAAGGUGUGUAUUUUGAAUACAACCUGGUAUAAAUUUGAACUCUCACUCACAUUCAGCUGGUAAAUUAACCUUUCACCUGAAUUUCUACUUGACCAGAAGGACAAAAGGUUGGGGCACGCGGGGAACUACUUCUUCUAUGCUGUGUUCUUUAAAUGCUGGGGGUUUCCUACGGUUUUGUACUUGACAUUCUCGGGCGUCCAAACGUCGUGGGUUGAGAUUUAAUCCCAACUCAGAUUUAUUCAGGAAGGCUUUGUGUUCAUCUCAUGAAUGAUUGAGUGGAUGGUGUGGAUUUCACUUCACUGAACACGUUGCAUCAGAAAACACCCCCUCAAAAAUUGGCAGAAAAAAAAAAGAAGGAAGGCUUCACAUCUGCUCAAUUUCAGGCUUCCGUGUCUUUAUUGCCUCUCCAGACUAUUUUAGGAUUCGCUGCAUGUCUAAAGUGAUCAGAGGGUUGGCUUAAAAACAAACAAAAUGUCUGAGCCCAGUGGUCGGUAGCUUGAAGUGUAGCACUGACGAGCCUGCAGUCACUGAUCUGCAUCCAGGAGGCUCCUCCGUGGAGACGAUGUGAGCGGGGGUGUAGAAAAUUGACGGUUCAGACGGUGGGGGGGGGAAGUAGCCCCACUGCAGUCCGUCUCCAUGGUUUCCAUGCAUCACCAGAAACCUCCAUUUGUGAACACAAACUGGACUCAGUCUAGUCUCAUUCUUUUAUCAUCAGGUUCCAAUGCUUGCUUUUUUUUGCGUUACUUAAAGGACCAAUAUAUAAUAUACUUUCUAUCAGUCACACGGGAGGAGCGGACGGGCCAAGGCUCCAAUGUUUUGAAUUUGGACUGCCGUUACCCGUUUUAAAACGCUAGACGUCAGUGCUACAUAACGCUCCUUUUAAUUUGACAUCGAAGCAAGCAUGUUGAAAAGGGAAGGGUUAGUUUAGUCUGGUUGUUGACGACCAUAUCACCUCCUUUUGGUAACAAAAACAAAUUCUGUAAAUGCAGUAUGAAUGAUUCAUCUGUGUCUUAUAGUGGAAUAGGGAUGUGGAGUGGCUAUUACAGCAGUGCCCUUUUAAACAAGAUGCUAAAGGCGACAAACAAGGACCACAUGCACUGCUUAGGCUGUCGUGCCUUACAUGGGUACACGAGUAGGACUAGACACACUCAUCUGUUACUCAAGUAUUAAUAUGUUUUUUUCUUUUAAUCAGCUCUCCGGCUUUGUUGCAUGUUACUGAACUUGACCACAAAAGAUCUAUAAUUAGAUUAUUUUUAGCAUCUUUUCCAAUAACGAUUCCAUUUUAUUCACACAUCCAGCGGGAUUUGCUGAUUUUUAAGGGUCUCAAAAUCCUCCUGCGCUCCAUUUCUGUUGACCAAUUUGUACAAUGAUGGAGAUUAUCACUAUAUAUUUCGAUUUCAGCACUUUUCAGCUGUCCGAGGGACUUGUGCUGGUGACAUAUUAUUAUUAUUAUUAUUAUUAUUAUUAUGAAGUGUAAAUAUAUAGCUAUUUAAAGAUGGCUUGCUCUGUGAGGGCCUUGGCAUUUUGAUGUCCGCGUGAUAAUGGUAAUGGUAAAGAGGCCUUAGAUGAGUCGUGUGCAAUAAUCCUUAUUGGUUGUUAAGGGUGCACGUCGAUUGGCUCCAGCAGCCGUCGAUGCGUCCUUACCUUCAUCUCCACCGACCUACAGUACACAUGGGUCUGUCAGAUUUUCUAAACAGCUGUGUACUCAUUCUAAAUCUUACAUUUUUUGAAGAUGAUUACACCAUUUUAGGGUUUUUAGAUGCACCUCGGUCACACUGUGUUUCCGCUGACAAUGAUUGUUGUAACGUCUGUUAUUGGAUCAACUUUAGUUUUUGUGUAAUAAUAAUGCCACCGAUACACGGUGAGCUCUCUCCAGCUGCAUGGCGGUGUUACUCGCUAGUGAAUUUGACUCUUCAGGUUCUGUUCAUGUCCCCAUUUUUUGUCACACGGGUCUACAAAAUGUUUCCGCAAUUGGAGCUUUUUUUUCAUCCGUAGAGUGCAGUUUUGACUUCAUCUCAAAGUGGAUGUGAUCUGUGAAGCGUGCGUCACAUAUCCCGGCAGAACCCCAAAGCAGAAAAAACUAAAGCUUAUUCUUCUACAAGAUUGUUUGUAUACCACUGCUGUCAAUAUAUGUGAAGUGUGGCCCCUUUGUUUUAUGUGUUGAAGGUGCUGGUCUCUGAGGUGGUUCAAUGAAAAUCUGUACAUAUAAAGGAAAGUACACAAUCGUAA
Molecule: messenger RNA, 5357 nt
Organism: Sebastes umbrosus (honeycomb rockfish)
Lineage: Eukaryota; Metazoa; Chordata; Actinopteri; Perciformes; Sebastidae
Gene: scyl2
Product: SCY1 like pseudokinase 2
Exons: 19
Coding region: 221-3007 (928 amino acids)
Biological process (GO): protein phosphorylation
Molecular function (GO): protein kinase activity; ATP binding
Source: RefSeq, a predicted model, not a curated record